Messenger RNA from Penicillium angulare, 876 nucleotides. Its product is annotated as phosphoglycerate mutase family protein. The transcript has 4 exons. Lineage: Eukaryota; Fungi; Ascomycota; Eurotiomycetes; Eurotiales; Aspergillaceae. Gene Ontology annotation, cellular component: cytoplasm. The record is from RefSeq and is a predicted model, not a curated record. The coding region runs from base 1 to 876 and encodes 291 amino acids. Gene Ontology annotation, molecular function: phosphatase activity.
AUGAAAAUUAUUCCUCCGAUGACGAAGUCAACGCCUUUCAAAUUCUCGACCGUGUCGGGCUUUUUCCUCCAGGACGAACCAGACACCGACCCAAGCACAUUUGACUACUCAAAAUCUAAUUUCGGACUAAUCCUACGAGAUAAUGCCUCGUUAAAUACUCAAUGGAAGAAGUUCAUCCAAGAUAUCCAAGAACUGAAUAACCUCGGCGGAGGCUCAGUUCAGUACAAAGUACUCUUUCUCGGUCGACAUGGUGAAGGCAUUCACAACGUCGCGGAAAAACGAUAUGGUACCAAAGCAUGGGAUGAACAUUGGUCUUUACUCGACGGAGACGAGUAUGGAAGUUGGGUCGAUGCCCAUCUUACAGAGGUAGGUAGAACACAGGCUCAGACCGCCCAUGAUACAUGGGCAUCGCAAUUCGAAAAUGGAAUCCCAUCGCCGCAAUCUUACUAUGUGAGCCCAUUGCAUCGGACAUGCGAAACGGCACAAAUUACCUUCCAAGGACUUCGAAUGCCACUUACCAAGCCUUUUAAGCCUUUGAUUAAAGAGUUGGUCCGGGAGACGCUGGGUGAACAUACCUGUGAUCGCCGCUCUAAGGCAUCUGAGAUCAAAGCCGAGUUUCCAGAGUAUCAGUUCGAGGCUGGAUUUAGCGAGGAUGAUUUACUUUGGGAUCCGAAGAUUCGGGAGAAAAAUUCGGAUCGUGAUGAGAGGUUUGCUAAGCUGUUGAAUGAUAUUUUCGCGACUGAUGAGAAUGUUGUUCUCUCCUUGACGGCGCACUCGGGUGCUAUUACGAGUAUCCUUGAGGUUGUUGGGCAUCGGCCUUUUCCAUUGCAGACUGGAGCUGUUAUUCCAGUCGUUGUGCAAGCUGAGAGGAGGUGA